CCUCCCUCCCCUGGAAAAAGGGGGCGGGGAUCAGAGCUGAGCUCCGCCAGCUGGACCAGAACAGAACCGUCCGCGAAGCAAGCGUCCACUGCAGACCGAUGGGGGCGUGUCGCGCAGGUAGACCCAGUGCGGCGCAUCAGUAAGCAGGGGGGCCUGGGCUAUCGUUUACUCCUCUUCCUCUGGGGAGGAGGAGGAGGAAGAGGCACAGCUCGUGAUGGGACACCAGCCGCGAGGAUGAGCCACAGAACCAGAACCAGCCCGAUCCGAGCCUACGACUUCCUGCUCAAGUUCCUGCUGGUGGGAGAUAGCGAUGUGGGGAAGGGAGAGAUCCUGGAGAGUCUGCAGGACGGAGCGUCCGAGUCUCCGUACGGGUACAACCUGGGAAUCGACUACAAGACGACGACCAUCCUCCUGGACGGGAGGCGAGUCAAGCUGCAGCUCUGGGAUACAUCCGGGCAGGGUCGGUUCUGCACCAUAUUCAGAUCCUAUUCCAGAGGAGCACAGGGAGUAAUCCUGGUGUAUGACAUCACCAACCGCUGGUCCUUCGAUGGGAUCGACAGGUGGAUCAAAGAGAUCGAUGAGCAUGCUCCGGGAGUGCCUAAAAUCCUGGUGGGGAACCGCCUUCACCUGGCCUACAAGCGUCAGGUGACCACGGAGCAGGCGCAGGUGUACGCCGAGAAGCUGGGCGUCACCUUCUUUGAGGUGAGCCCGCUCUGCAACUUCAACAUCACCGAGUCGUUCACAGAGCUCGCCCGGAUCGUCCUCAUGAGGCACGGCAUGGAGCGGCUGUGGAAGCCCAACAAAGUGCUAAGUCUUCAGGACCUCUGCUGCCGCUCCAUCGUCUCCUGCACCCCCGUCCACCUGGUGGACAAGCUGCCCCUCCCCCUCACUCUCAAGUCCCACCUCAAGUCCUUCUCCAUGGCCAACGGCCUCAACGCUCGCAUGAUGCACGGACGCUCCUACUCCGUCACCGCUGCCGCUCACCACAGCGCCGCCAGGAGGAGCGGAGGGACAUUGCUGAAAAAGCCGAAACUGACCCGACCGCCGCCCCUCAGCCCGACUACGCAGAGCUGCAGAAACAGCUGCAAAAUAUCCUAACGGCAGCGAACGCACCACGGGUUGUGGACGGUACACAGCUCAGUCCGUGGAGUCAUAUUUAUGUCUCUGUGAAGGAGCAAAAACCAGAGAGGAAAAACUGGUGUUUGGUGAUGCGAGAAGCAUCAUGUUGAAUCUCUGAGCACAGAAAUAUGUUGCCGUCAAAUUACUGAACAGUGACAGCCUCUUUCACCUGAUGAGUGGUUUAAUGAGAGUGUUUGGGGGGGACAAUCAGGGAAUGUGUUUGGGUCAGUAAUGUAAUUUAGUAUGGCACAUAAACUCAGUUCAGACAUACACUUUUUAAAGAUGAAGACAAAUUCUCGAAACACUGUCAAAUUUGUACAAUUAUAAAAGUCCCCAAUUAUCUGGUUAAAAUUUUCUUUCUGGCACAAAAUCACAAUAUUCUUUGUAUUAAGUGUUUUGUUUUUUUUCUUUCUUCUUUUUGAGUUAGUUUUUUUUCUUUUAGAAUUUGAUCACAGUUUUCAAA
Molecule: messenger RNA, 1582 nt
Organism: Fundulus heteroclitus (mummichog)
Lineage: Eukaryota; Metazoa; Chordata; Actinopteri; Cyprinodontiformes; Fundulidae
Gene: rab40b
Product: RAB40B, member RAS oncogene family
Exons: 6
Coding region: 235-1098 (287 amino acids)
Biological process (GO): protein localization to plasma membrane; intracellular signal transduction
Cellular component (GO): endosome; synaptic vesicle; plasma membrane
Molecular function (GO): GTP binding; GTPase activity
Source: RefSeq, a predicted model, not a curated record